GCGACUAAAAAUAUUUUUGAGGGUACGAAGGGCGGCACUAAAUAGGAUGGACAAGCUUUCUUUCUCUCGAUUCAACGAGAAGCGAAACUACAAGGUGAGUUGGCCGGCGUACGAUAGAAACUAGUACGUCGUAGCACCACGCGUACCCUAUAAAAGCCAACAAGACAGGCGUCUCUCCUUUUCUCUACCCAUGGAUGUGUGUUUUUGUUUUCAGUCCAGCGACACAACGGGAUACGAUGAGUAUGUGGAGGGAGUUGAACCCGAGGAGACCAUGUCACUCGAGACACACAUAGGAGAGGUGGGCGUGGCUUUAGUUCUGGAUCCUAACAGCUCACGCUUAACCUAUGAUUAUAUAUAGAAAAAAGCGAGAUGGACAACAUUUAGUGCUUCAAACACAUUAAAACCCAUUCCGAAUACACCGCCCUUACCUUAACAAACAAUCUGCAAUGAUUGCCCGUUAACCCCUGGCUGUAUAUAGCCAAGAAAUGACGUAAAAGUGACUGUGUGUGUGUGUGUGUCUUGGGCAGGUGUAGUCCUUGUCUGCUCUCCUCCAGAGCAAUAUGGGGUACAGGUUGGUCCAGAAGAUGGGAUGGAAGAGCGGCACGGGUCUGGGGAAAGAUGGACAAGGUCGUCUUGAGCCCGUUCCACUGGCACUGAAAGAUGACAACAUGGGACUCGGAAGAUGGACUUAUGAGGUAGAGCAAGCUCAGGACACUACAGACAAACGAAGACAGCUGGAGACGGAGAAAGAAAUAACCUCCGACCUCGUGGAGAAAUACAAGAUGCAGGCAGAGAAAGAGGACAAGCUGGUGGAGACGAUUCUAGAGAUGAACAAAUCGUUUUACUGCGACUUGUGCGACAAACAGUACUUCAAAUACUCAGAGUAUGACAAUCACCUCAACUCAUAUGACCAUCAUCACCGACAGAGGUUGAAGGAUCUGAAGCAGUGGGAGGCCGGGAGAAGGUUCGGAGGUCAUCGCGAGGAAGAAGAAAAGAAGAAACUGAGAGCAGCCUACGAGGUUGCCAUGGAGAAGGCCUACAUGCGGCAGAGGCAAUCGAGAAGAAAGACAGCUCCAGGUUUCAAGCCCAUAAGUGGAGGUUCAACUACAUUUCAACGACCAACUCCUGAAAUUGCCUCUGGUCCAGCUCAAGAUAGUGCAGACACUGGUGUUAAGAGACCCAGUGAAGACGGUGGGAAGGCUGCUGAGAAGAAGUCCCGGCUCUCAAAAUACGGAGGACUUAAGUUCCAAUCGGCAGGGAAUUUGGUUACCGUUGGCGACAAGACCCGCAUGGACGAGGCCGGGAAGAAGGGGCGUGGCUAUCAGGACAGCAUGACGAAGGAGGAGGAGGGGCCUCCGGAGACUCAACCUCGUCCUGGAAAAUCUUCCGUGAGGGAGGGCUCGCCUGCCACAAGGACACAAUCUAUCAGGACGUACGACAGAUCAAGUAGAGAGGGGUCUGCUGAAUACGAGGGGUCGAAAUUUUCCUUCGGAUUCUCGAAAAAGAAGACUCAAUCGCAACCGGCCAAAUCGGACCCCUCGGAGGGGGAACCGAAGAAAUCAAAAAGCGAGGGACCCAAAGGGGCGGCCCCUGGGCCCCCGCCACUGAUGAGUCGACAGAGAGAGCUAAUGACGAAGGCAUUCGGAGGAGAUUCGGACAGCGACGAAGAUGAGGGAAUGGAGUUGACAAAGAUGGCAGUGCGGGGCACUCCGAGAUUCAUGUUUCACAUCAGAAAAUAGCACAAUUUACACCACCCUACCUCUCUCUCUCUCUCUUUCAACACUACUCUAUUAUUGUUGGUGCGAAAUUUCAACAGUCCAUAAUACACUUAUUUAGAUGGGAUCUGAACAAAAAUAUAGGUUGCCUAAUAGCUAUACGGGUAAUUGCUUGGCUGAUAAAUCUAAUGCUGUUUUUCCUCAAGAAAUUUGAAGACUGAGGAGAAAUCUUUGCCAGAGUAGCCAGACUGUGUCAUUAGGCGGUAGAUCUGGAGAGCUAGUGAUCCCAGUGGAGUCACUGUCCCCGAGGCAUUGGCCACCGUCUGUGCCAAUCCCAGAUCCUGCGUGGAGAAAGAGAGAUCGCGAAGAGAAGAGAGAGAGGGAGGAUGGAGCGUAGAAACUACGAGACAAUGUU
Geodia barretti is the source of this 2130-nucleotide messenger RNA. Lineage: Eukaryota; Metazoa; Porifera; Demospongiae; Tetractinellida; Geodiidae. The record is from the annotation of a GenBank genome assembly.